Sander lucioperca (pikeperch) is the source of this 3376-nucleotide messenger RNA. RefSeq names its product calpain-1 catalytic subunit-like. NCBI's taxonomy places the organism in Eukaryota, Metazoa, Chordata, Actinopteri, Perciformes, Percidae. Gene Ontology annotation, cellular component: cytoplasm. Gene Ontology annotation, biological process: proteolysis. The coding region runs from base 202 to 2469 and encodes 755 amino acids. The transcript has 22 exons. The record is from RefSeq and is a predicted model, not a curated record. Gene Ontology annotation, molecular function: calcium-dependent cysteine-type endopeptidase activity; calcium ion binding.
GCCCCUCCUCCUGUGGGGGCGGGUCUUUCCUGCAUUGUGUGCAGCAGCAGCGGGGAGGGCUGGACCGGGCUGGACCUGCUACUGGCCUCCUGGCUACCAAACCACUGCCCCCCUUUCACAGAUUCAUUCGAUUAUCACUAUCCGACCCAUUCUGAAGGAGCCGUAAGUUGCCUAAAAAGCGGCGUCUGCCUACAGCCAAGUAUGUGUCCAGCUGGAGGGAUAUCUGCAACCAUACACGCCAACAGACUGCGGGCAGAAGGCAUGGGCUCCAAGGAGCAGGCUUUGCACUUCUCCAACCAGGACUACGAGGCCCUGAAGCAGGAAUGUUUGGAGUCCGGCUGCCUGUUUGAAGACCCCUGUUUCCCUGCUGAGCCUCCAUCCCUGGGCUUCAAGGAGCUCGCCCCCUAUUCCUCCAAAACUAGGGAUGUGGAGUGGAAGCGGCCUACGGAACUGACGGAUGACCCUCAGUUCAUUGUUGGUGGUGCCACCAGAACGGACAUCUGUCAGGGAGCGCUGGGUGACUGCUGGCUCUUGGCAGCCAUCGCCUCGCUCACCCUGAAUGAGAGGCUUCUUCAUCGGGUUGUCCCACAUGGGCAGUCCUUCCAAGAUGACUAUGCUGGAAUCUUCCACUUUCAGUUCUGGCAGUUCGGCGAAUGGGUAGAUGUCGUGAUAGAUGACAGACUGCCUGUCAAAGAUGGGGAGAUCAUGUUUGUCCAUUCUGCUGAGGGCAAUGAAUUCUGGAGUGCACUACUGGAGAAGGCUUAUGCCAAGUUGAACGGCUCUUAUGAGGCUCUGUCCGGAGGGAGCACCACUGAAGGCUUUGAGGACUUCACAGGUGGUGUGUCUGAGAUGUACGAGCUCCGCAAGGCUCCCAAAGAUCUCCACAGGAUAAUUGGCAAAGCCCUGGAGAGAGGCUCUCUGCUGGGUUGCUCUAUCGAUGUAAGUGCUGACCAUGCUGGCAUGCCACCAAGACACGCAGAUCAAUGUUGCGCCAUUUUGAGAAAGCCAAUAAAAUUAAAAGCACUUCUAUUUAUUUCUGUGCGAGACAAUUCCUACUCUGACGCAGUAAUUGUGUUUCUCCUAUUAAUACAGAUCACUAGUGCCUUCGACAUGGAAGCUGUUACGUUCAAGAAGCUUGUGAAGGGCCACGCCUACUCAGUCACUGGACUGAAGGAGGUUGAUUUCCGCGGCAACAUGGAGCGCCUAAUCCGAAUACGUAACCCUUGGGGUCAGGUGGAGUGGACUGGCGCCUGGAGUGAUAAUUCCCCCGAAUGGGAUGAGGUUGACCCUUCUGAACGAGACGACCUGCAUCUUCAGAUGGAAGACGGGGAGUUUUGGAUGUCAUUCAGUGAAUUCAAGAGGCAGUUUUCUCGGCUAGAGAUCUGUAACUUGACUCCUGAUGCUCUAAGUGAAGACAGUCUCGGCCAUUGGAACACCAUGAAGUUCUACGGCGCAUGGAGGAGAGGCAGCACCGCUGGAGGCUGCAGGAACCAUGCCAACACGUUUUGGAUCAACCCCCAGUACAAGAUCACGUUGCUGGAGGAGGAUGAUGACCCGGAGGAUGAUGAGGUGGCGUGCAGUUUUCUAGUAGCUCUCAUGCAGAAGGACCGCCGCAGGUAUCGGCGCCAUGGUCAGGACAUGCACACCAUUGGCUUUGCUCUUUAUGAGAUUCCAGAAGAGUACAGAGGCUGCCAGAAUGUCCAUUUGAAGAAAGAUUUCUUUUUGAAACAUUCAUCGUGUGCUCGCUCUGAGACCUUCAUCAACCUGCGAGAGGUGAGCACACGGCUUCGUCUGCCCCCUGGAGAGUACCUCGUCGUCCCCUCCACCUUUGAACCCAGUAAGGAGGCUGACUUUGUCCUGAGAGUCUUCACUGAGAAGCAAUCAGAAACAGAAGAACUGGAUGAAGAAAUCUCUGCUGAUUUAGGAGAUGAUGAUGAAAUAAAUGAAGACGACAUUGAUGACUCUUUUAAGUCCAUGUUCGCCCAGCUAGCAGGAGAGGACAUGGAGAUUUCUAUUCAGGAGCUUCGGACCAUUCUAAACCGAGUCCUCUCCCGCCACAAAGAUCUGAAGACUGAUGGCUUCAGUGUGGAAUCAUGCAGGACCAUGGUCAACCUGAUGGAUAAAGAUGGUAGUGCCCGUUUAGGGCUGGUGGAGUUUCAGAUCCUCUGGAACAAGAUCCGAAAGUGGCUGGUCAUUUUUAGGGAUUUUGACCUCGACAAGUCAGGGGCCAUGAGUUCAUAUGAGAUGCGUCUUGCUGUGGAGGCAGCAGGUUUUAAACUGAAUAACAGACUGAACCAGAUUCUGGUAGCCCGGUAUGCAGAGAACGAGAUGAUUGACUUUGACAACUUCAUCUGCUGCUUGGUCAAGCUUGAAGCCAUGUUUAGGUCUUUCCAGCUGUUCGACAAGGAGGGAUCAGGAGAGGCUGAGAUGAACAUCAACGAGUGGCUUUACGUGACAAUGUGUGGUUGAAGAGUACUGGAGGAGGUUGUAGAGCAAAGUGCUUGCCUGCAGAUUGCCAUGAACCUGGAGAACUAAAGACCCUCCGCCUUAGCGACCUGUUGAUCCUUUAACACAUCCCACCUCAGUGUACGUAAAGCAGUACAACAUGCGUAUAACGGGAAACCAAAGUCCAACCAAGCCAAGUGUCUCCCGGCCGAAUUUUAGCAACUAUGCAAACCCACAUUAAGCAUUCACUGUGCCCCAUAGAUCUGUCAUCUCUGUAAAAACAGCAUGAGUCUGUGCAUAAUAAAAAUCACUCGCAGUAAUGUGCAUUGUAUGUUGAUUUCUACAUUUUAGUUUUGCUGUCUGUAUGAACUGAUAUACUAACAAUCAUUUCAGUGGUCUCAUUAUUUCAAAAUCUCACUAAAGGCUGGUUCGCUAAAGAACACAAAACAGAGGAAGACAUCUGAAGAAGUCUGGUAACGCUUUAAGCUGUCUUAUAGUUUCUCUUAAUCAUUCUGCACGUAUGUUUCCAUUUUGAUGAUCAUCUCUGUUAAUUUGGUAGUUUCAUUUUUAAACCUGUAGAUGGCAGUACAGACCCGAUCUAAUGUCAAUGUGCUUUUUGGCAGUUGAAACUGAAGUUUAGCCUGUUUUAUUUAUUACACAAAUAUUUGUAUUUAGUUGAAGUUAAGCAGCUGACUUUUGUUUAGUUUUACUUGAUUUUUUAUUUUGCACUGAGAUUUUGGUUUAAGGAAGCUGAAGUCGCACAUUAGUGAGAAAUACUGUAUUUCAGCCCUCAAUAUUUACAGGGAUCACGAUACUAAAUGCCUUAUACAUGACACCAUGAUGUUAUAAACAGCUAUUAAAAUAUGCCAGUCACGUGUUUUGUGUUGUAAAUGUGUAUGUCGUGCCUUCAAUAAAUAUUUCCUUCACGGUU